This is a messenger RNA of Opisthorchis viverrini, 270 nucleotides long. RefSeq lists its product as hypothetical. The record is from RefSeq and is a predicted model, not a curated record. The transcript has 3 exons. Lineage: Eukaryota; Metazoa; Platyhelminthes; Trematoda; Opisthorchiida; Opisthorchiidae. Bases 1 to 270 code for a protein of 89 amino acids.
AUGGAACGGCUGCGCAGUGCUAUUCAGUGUGCAACAAAUGUGUCCACGUUUGGAAAUCUCCAAAAGACCUUCAUAAACAUUCUGCUUCUUACAGAACAAGGAGCAAAACGUGCCACCAGUUACUUUCCGAUCGUGAUCGUGUUCCCGUCCGACAGAGUAUCUCAUCGCUACCGCGCAACUGAAUGUGCUGCACCAGGCCGCCUCAUGUUCCAGUCGCUACGAUAUUUGAAACAUCGCGAUACAUGUAUAUUUGUAAUGUACUACUCAUAA